AUGCAAGGAAAUAGAGAAAUGACAACCCUUCAGUAUUUGAAUGGAAUGGUGUUACUUCAUGGCGGAUGUACACAGAGGGAUGUUGAACGUCUUGCAAAAUUGGGAAUCUGUGUUGUACCACAGACAGUCUCUGAUAAACUGCAGUCAUGGCAGGAAAAUCUGGAUAAUGAUCUGCUUGAAGUUAAAAAUAAAUGGAUAACAGGUGGCAACCGAACUUACCAACUGGUAGGAGAUAAUUGGGACAAAAAUAUCAUUCCGUCAUACAGGACAUCCCAGCAAGAAACACAGUCUUUGCAUUUGUUUAAUGUUAUAGGUGUGAUUGACAGAAUUGUAGUAGAAAAAAACGAUAGUACAUCAGUGAAAGCUGUUGAAAGUUUGUCAGCAGCAGACUUUAUUCCAUCAGUAAAUGAUCUUGAAUUACUGCGUGAUGAACUAACAUUUAUUGUGGCUCGUUCAGUGAUUGAAAAUAAUGAACAAAUGAGGAAAACACUAGGAAAUCUGUAUCCUGAUCAUCUGAAGCAUUGUUACAGUGAUUAUGCUGGAAUGAAAACAUCUCAGUGUUCUUUAGGACUAUUUGAUUGUGAUGAGAAGAAGACGCAAGACGUAAUACAGCUUUUGAAGCUUUUGAGUGAGAAGUUUGUUCCAAAAGAAGGGGAAGAGAUUAUAGAAGAAGUUUUCUUUGGAGGUGAUAGGCUAACUGAUGAAAGAAUUCAACUUGCACAAAAAGCAAUGAGCAAUGCCGACAGUGGGUUGGAACGACUAGAGGGUUUUAUUUCGAAAAUUGAGGAUUUUCAUAGGUUGAUGAAUUUCCUAGAGGCCAUUCAUAGAACCACAUACAACACAGAAUCAUCCAGAGACAGAGGAACAAUUUAUUAUUACAGAAACUUCUUGAAUGCAAGGAAUGUUAAAGGAGGGGUGAAAAAUUCAUAUAGAGCUUAUAAACAUCUUUAUUAUACAGUGUUUGAUGCUAUGUGCUGUGUUUUAUUUUUGAAUAAUUUUGGACUCGAUAGUGCUGAAUCUGAGAUACCUUUGCCUAAGGAUUUUGAUGGGUGGACUAAUGAGUGUCAAAUAGACUGGAUUAAUUCUGUAUGCAGAAAUCUAUUGAACAAAGUCUUUUUUGAAGAUGAUAUGUUUAUGGAGUUGAGAGAAAUCCUAACAAAUCCAGACCAUGAGGAAAAUUACUGGAUUAGCUCGCUUGAAAAUGAUAGAUUCAAAUGUCAUUUCUGUAACAGCUCGUACUCAUAUGUAGAUUCUUUAAAAGCUCAUGAAAAAAAUGAACAUGGAUUUCAACCGUCUAAGCAAAAUUCUGACAAAACAUUGAAAAAAGAAGCAUCUGAUGAAUUACAUGACUAUGUGCUUUCUCUGUUCAGACUGACUGCUUUGCAUAAAAAUCUAGAUUCAGCAGUUGAUAUGGGAGAUGGUUAUAGGGUUGUAAGAAGUGCAAAAUAUGAAACCCCAUUUAUAAUAAAACCCAUAAAAUCAAAUAUUUAAUUGGUAGUGUUCAUUUAACUGCAAUGAUGUCUGGAACUCUGCCUGUUCAUCAGACUAAACGUCUCAUUGCCAACAGGUUUAUUAACAUAUCUGGGGGUAAAAACAGCAAUAUUUCUCUUGAUGAAUAUGUUGAAAUUCUAAAUAGGGACACCAAAAACACUUGCUCAGGAUUCCAAACAAAAGAGAGCAUUAUUAAGCAUUCAAAGGAAUUUCCGCAUUUAAUAAAUGCUGUAAAACAUGUAGAUGACAUUUGUAACAUUCGUGGCAGAAAAGGUUACCAUAAACUGCCAUCAUACCGAGAUGAUGUAAAGAGAGUUGUUGCCGAUUUGCUGAGUGUUGAUGCUUUCACUGAUCAUCAGGAUCGUAAACUAGUUUGUAGAAAACUUAUCCAAGCAAACAAUCCUUUCAAAGAUUGUUACAAAGGUUUGUCAGAAAUGAUUGUAAGACACAGGCCAGUGUUGCCUUUCAGAAGAUUAAGGAACAAACAUUUGUAAACCAACUUAAAAGUAGAGCUGCUUUUCAGAAAAGUGCAUGUCUCCCACAAGUGGCUAAUAAUUCAAUAGUAAGUCAGUCUUUAUAUACUGUGUACUCACUACAAAUAUACCUUUGAAGAAUAAAAAGGAUGCUUUUGGGUUAUUCAAGGGCCAUAAUUCACAAAUGCCUAAGGCAAUUUGGCUAGUUAUGAAACUUGGCUGAGGAGUUAUAGACAAAUACAUUUUUUUUAAGUUUGGUGAAGGUCGUAUGAGAAAUGUUCGAUUGAGAGCGCAGACAAGAGUAAAAAGGCCGAUUUUCAGUAAUUCAAGGGCCAUAAUUCCAAAGUGCCUAGGUCAGUUUGGCUAGUUAUCAACUUUGGCAGAGGACUUAUUGACAAACAGAUUUUGUUUAAGUUUGGUGAAGAUCUGUUUGUCCGUAACAUUUCAUGUCCGCUCUGUACCUCCUAAACCCUUUGAAGAAUUGUCAUGAAACUUAGAUCAAAUGAUCACCUCAUCAAGAUGUGCAGAACCCAUGAGUCAGCCAGACUGGAGGUCAGUCCCAUUUAAAUGACAUCUGCUUAAUCGCUUGUUCACAAUAAAUGAAUCAGUGAAACAUGUUAUUAAAGUAAAAUUGUACAAUGUGAAAAAAUCAGACAACUUUAUCUUUAUUGUAUUUUUUCGCAUUGUACAAUUUUACGUUAAUAUGUUUCACUGAAUCAUUUAUUGAAUGAUGGAUUACGCAAAUGUAUUUUUAAAGGGACUGACCUCCAGAUUUAGUAAGAUAUCUUUAUUUUUUGAAAUGUUUGAAAACUUUGCAGUUGUAAAUAAACUAAAUUUGCAUUAAUAGUCGAUAUUUUAGUAGUUUUGUUUUUCAUGUAUAAGGCUUUGUUCGCUAGAUUUCUGCACACAAACUUUAAGAAUUUUUUCACUUCAGUUACAUGCUGUGUUAUUUAGUCCCCUAUUUGUUGAAACCCAUUUUCAGGGACUAUAAGAAUGCUGUUUUCCAUCAUUCCGGUCAUUCCUGCUAUCCACAACUCUGUUAUUCAUGCAUCAAUAUUACUUGGCAAAAAUGUUUCCCAUGAUGAGGUGACGUGUCGUGCGCAAAAUCUGGACCUUGGAUCAAAGGUCAAGGUUACAAUUGCAUGUCAAAGGUCAACAGGGCUUUUUUCCUGUCCGGUCUAUAACUCUGCCACCUAUGAAGGUAUUUUAAUAUUACUAGGCACAAAUGUACCUGAUAAUAAGAUGAUGUCUCAUGUGCAAAUUUCAGACCCCUACCUCAAAGGUCAAGGUCAUACAUUGCAGUCAAAUGUUAACAUGGCAUGAACAGAGUCUGUUUCCUGUCUGGUCCAUAACUCUGUCAUUCAUGAAGGGAUUUUAAUAUUACUUGGCACAAAUGUUCCCCAUAGAUUGAGAUGAUGUGUCAUGCUCCAAACCCACACCCUUUUCUUAAAGGUCAUGGUCACAAGUCGAGCUCAAAGGUCAAUAUUUUUUUGUCCUCUCUGGUCCAGAACUCUGUCAUCCCUUCAGGGAUUACAAUAUAUGUCUUGGUAUAAAUGUUUCCCAUGAAGAGGUGAUGUGUCAUGUGAAACACCAAGAACCUAGCUUAACGGCCAUGGUCAUAAUUGGCGGUCAAAGGUCAACUGGGUUUUUUUCCUGUCCUGUUCAUAACUCUGCCAUCCAUGACGAAAUUUUAACAUUGCUUGGGACAAAUGUUCCCAAUAAUGAGACAACAUGUCAUGCACAAAAUCCGGACUCCUAUUUAAGGUCAAGGUCACAGUUCGAGGUCAAAGGUCAAUAGCAUUUAUUUCCUGUCGGGUUCAGAAUUUGGCAUCCAUCUAGGGAUAACAAUAUUACUUGGCAUAAAUGUUCCCCUGCAUGAGAUAAUGUGUCAUGCCCAACACCUUGGCCAUUAGCUAAAAGGUCAAGGUCACAUUUAGAGGUCAAAAUUACUGAAGGAAUGCACUAAUUAGGUCCCAUAACUCUACUUUUCAUUUCUUUUUCAAAUUUAUGCCACUUUUUCCAAGUAGCAGUCUUUGGUUAAGUUUUUUAGCUCACUCAGGGUGAGCUAUUCUGAUCACUCACCGUCCGGCGUCUGUUGUCCGUAAACUUUUACUUUAAACGACAUCUCCUCAUAAACUGCUAGGCCAAUUUCAUCUAAACUUCACAGGAAUGUUCCUUCGCUGAAGCUCUACUAAAAUUAUUCAAAGAAUUGAAUUUCAUGCAGAACUCUGGUUGCUAUGGCAACCGAAACGAAAAUCUUUAAAAAUCUUCUUCUCAAUAACCAGAAGCCGUAGAGCUUAGAUAUUUGGUAUGAAGCAUUGCCUAGUGGACUUCUACCAAAUUUUUUCAAAUCAUGACCCCGGGGUCAAAAUUUAACCCGCCCCAGAGGUCAUUUGAUUUUACAUAGGAAAAUCUUAAAACAUCUUCUCAAAAACCAAAAGCCCUAGAGGUUAGAUAUUUGACAUUUGACAUUGUCUAAUGGACCUCUACUAAAUUUGUUCAAAUCAUGAUCCCGGGGUCAAAAUUGACCCCGCCCAAGGGGUCACUUGAUUUUACUUAGCAAAAUCUUAAAAAAAUUCUAAAAAUAAACCAGAAUGCCUAGAGCUUAGAUAUUUCACAUGUAGCAUUGCCUAAUAGACCUCUACAAAACAUUUUCAAAUCGUGACCCAAGGGGUCAAAUUUACCCAGCCCCAGGGAUUACCUGAUUGUACAUAGGGAAAUCUUCAUAAAUUUGCCUAGUAGACUUCUAGAAACUUUGUUAAAAUCAUGAUCCCCGGGGUAAAAUUGGUCCUGCCCCAGGGGUUACUUGAUUGUUCAUCGGAAAAUCUUCCAGAAACAUUCUAAAAAUCAUCAGUUUGACAUUUGAAACAUGUAGCUCGUAUUACUCCGGUGAGCGAUCCAGGGUCAUCAUGACCCUCUUGUUUUCUAUGUAAGAUGGUAUCUAAGUAUCCACUAAUGGGAAGGGAUUUAAACUUCACACAACUUCACUUCAAUGUCAUGAUCUGACAUGCACAGUGCAUGUCCUAUAACUCUACUUUGCAUUUUUUCAAAAUGUAUGCCCCUUUUUUCACUUAACAAUUUGCAGUUUAAUUGUUAUGCUGUAUGUAAGGUGGUAUCUCAGUAUCCACUAAUGGGAAUUUGAUUCAAAUUUCACACAUUUGUCCACUGUCAUGAGCUGAUAAGGUCAAAUUUUUACAUAAUUAUGCCCGUUUUGUAUUCAUUCAGUUGACAAGACUGUUAAAGAGUCGAUUAUUGCUGUCCUCUAACAGCUCUUGUUUAUAAUUGGCCAAAAAAUUCCACAUUAAAAAGUUCUAUUCCUUCGAUUUCGUUAAAAAUCUUUACGAUAUAUCAGAAUGUGAUUUUAUGUUAUAUCAUAAAAUAAUAGGGGGAGUAAAAGCCAAUUGGAAACUGAGAUUAAAACAUGAAGACAUAAAUACAAUAGUACAGCAAGAAUAUUUGGUUUCAAAAAUAAAACAGGAUACUCAAGUAAAUAGACUGUUCUACCAAUUACAAGUGAGGGCGAAAAAAAUUACUAAUACCCAAAGUCAAAAAUGGGAAACACUUUUUUUAAACGACAAUCUAAAUUGGAAAAGUAUUUAUACUAAUCCCAUUAUCAGUACAAUUGAUACCAGAUUGAGAACAUUUCAAUAUAAAUACUUAAUGAGAAUAGCACCAACUAAUGUAUUCCUAUACAAAUGUAAAAUAUCUUCAUCAAAUAUGUGUGAAUUUUGUUCAAUGGCACCAGAAACAUUUAUACAUAUGUUUUGGGAAUGCCAAUCAAUACAAACCCUAUGGAGUGAUAUUAAGACAUAUCUUUCAAGAAAAAGUAUCGCAGAUAUCCCUUUUAACUUUAAAACUAUUUCACUAGGUUUCUAUGGAAACAUUGGGAAACGCAAACAAAAAAUUAUUAAUUUUAUUCGAAUUUUAGCAAAAUAUUUUAUUGUUAAAAGCAAAUACAACAAAUCUCCACCAAGCUUUGAAUUAUUCAGAGUAUAUCUUCAAUACAGAAUAAACAUAGAAUAUACAAUUGCAAGUAUAAAGAAUAAAACGGACACGUUUAAUGCGAAAUGGAAAGAAUUUCUUGAUGUUGCAUAAACAGUACCAAAUACAAUGUACAAGUAUAUAUAUGUAUAUAUAUAUAUAUAUGUGUGUGUGUAUAUGUAUGUGUGUAUAUAUAUAUAUAUAUAAUUUGUGAGCAAAACAAAUACUCUACUCUGAUUACUCUUUGUAUUUUUACA
Molecule: messenger RNA, 6202 nt
Organism: Mercenaria mercenaria
Lineage: Eukaryota; Metazoa; Mollusca; Bivalvia; Venerida; Veneridae
Exons: 5
Coding region: 1-1491 (496 amino acids)
Source: RefSeq, a predicted model, not a curated record